AUGGGGGGGCGGAGUAUCUGCAAGUUUAAGCUGCAGAGACUCCUGGAGGGGCUGGAGGAAGCCUCGUUUGCAGGACGAGCCCAGGUGAAACGCCCAGCCACAUGCAUCUGCCUGAAAACCCUCAGCUCGAAACACAAGGGGCUCAAAAGACCUGCGGCUGACACACACAACAGCUGGGAGCCAGAGGAAAAUAUCCUGGACCCAAGGCUGCUCCUGGCCUUCCAGAAGAAGGAGCACGAGAAGGAAUUGCAGAACCGGAAGAGAGGCAAGCGGCCGCGGGGCCGGCCCAGGAAGCACACCGUGAUGUCCUCCUGCAGUCGGCGCUCCAAGCUCAAGGAACCUGACGCUCCGUCCAAGUCCAAGUCAAGCAGCUCCUCCUCUUCCUCCACCUCCUCCUCGUCUUCCUCCGACGAAGAUGAUGAUGACAGUGACCUAGAUUCCAAGAGAGGCCCCCGGGGUCGUGAGACCCACCCGGUGCCCCAGAAGAAGGCUCAGAUUUUGGUGGCCAAGCCUGAGCUGAAGGACCCCAUCCGCAAGAAGCGCGGCCGGAAGCCGCUGCCCCCGGAGCAGAAGGCAGCCCGGCGGCCCGUGAGCCUGGCCAAGGUGCUGAAAACAGCCCGCAAGGACCUGGGCGUGCCGGCCGGCAAGCUGCCCUCUCCGCUCAGUUCCCCAGUGGCGGGCCUGGCAGCCCUGAAGGCCCAUGCCAAGGAGGCCUGCGGUGGCCCCAGCAGCACGGCCACCACGGAGAGCCUGGCCAGCCUGAUGAAGGGUGUGUCGGGGAGCCCCAGCCGAGGUGGCAUCAGCUGGCAGGGUUCCAUCGUUCAUUACAUGAGCCGCAUGACUCAGAGCCAGGCCGAGGCCGCCAGCCGGCUGGCGCUCAAGGCCCAGACAGCCGGCAGGUGCAGCCUCGGGCUCGACCUGAAGGUGAGGACACCAAGGGGGGACCUGGGGGUCGGCCCCCCGGCAGGCAAAGUGCUGAAGGCCCCGGGCAGCGGGGCCACAGAGCAGAAAGGGGGGGGUGCGGGGGGCGCCCCACACGCCCAGGGUGGCAGCAAAGUCUCUGUGGGCUGCCUGAGCCCCCAGCCCACCCCCAGCCAAGAGCUGAGCCUGAAGGUCUUGGAUCUUCAGAGUGUCAAGAAUGGCACCUCGGGGGUUGGCAUGCUCGCACGCCACGCCACAGCCACCAAGGGCGUCCCCACCUCUCACCCAGCCACAGGGAAGGGCUCUGGGGGUGGGCCCACCGGGGGCAGUGCAUCCAGUGCCCCCACCGACCCCAGCAAAAGCGAGAAGCUGGCCUCACGGGCGGCAGCCUUGCCCACCUCCUCAGGCAAGCGGGACUGUAGCAAGGGCAGCGGGCCCCCGGGCGGCCAAGAAGGCCGCCCGGCCUCGGGGGAGGUCCGCAAGGCCCCGGCGCUCUCCGAGAUGAGCACUGGCGAGGAGAACAGCAGCUCCGACUCAGACCCCGACUCGGGCCCGCUCCCUGGGGCCGGGCAGAACCUGUCCGUCUCGGUGCAGACCAGCCAGGACUGGAAGCCACCUCGCAGCCUCAUAGAACACGUCUUUGUCACUGAUGUCACUGCCAACCUCAUCACAGUCACAGUGAAGGAGUCCCCCACCAGCGUGGGCUUCUUCAACCUGAGACCUUACUGA
Molecule: messenger RNA, 1650 nt
Organism: Orycteropus afer afer
Lineage: Eukaryota; Metazoa; Chordata; Mammalia; Tubulidentata; Orycteropodidae
Product: chromobox protein homolog 2
Exons: 4
Coding region: 1-1650 (549 amino acids)
Biological process (GO): negative regulation of transcription by RNA polymerase II
Cellular component (GO): PRC1 complex; heterochromatin
Source: RefSeq, a predicted model, not a curated record